Felis catus (domestic cat) is the source of this 2258-nucleotide messenger RNA. It is a transcript of the gene EPHX2, whose product is annotated as epoxide hydrolase 2. NCBI's taxonomy places the organism in Eukaryota, Metazoa, Chordata, Mammalia, Carnivora, Felidae. Gene Ontology annotation, molecular function: lipid phosphatase activity; magnesium ion binding. Gene Ontology annotation, cellular component: peroxisome. Gene Ontology annotation, biological process: phospholipid dephosphorylation; cholesterol homeostasis. Bases 75 to 1823 code for a protein of 582 amino acids. The record is from RefSeq and is a predicted model, not a curated record. The transcript is spliced from 20 exons.
GCUCCAAUACCACCCCAGACCUCCGCGCACCCCGGGCGCUUUGUGCGGGGCCGGAGGUGGAGGCGCAGGCCGCCAUGGCGGUGCGCGCGGCCCUGUUCGACCUGUACGGGGUCCUGGCGCUGCCCUCGCUGGCCAGCGCCUUCAGCCGCGCGGAGGAGGAGUUGGCGCUGCCCAGAGGCUUUCUGAAUGAAGCUUUCCAGAAAGGAGGCCCAGAUGGUCCCAGUGCCCGCCUCAUGAGGGGAGAGAUCACGUAUUCCCAGUGGGUGCCACUCAUGGAAGAAGACUGCAGGAAGUGUUCUCAGGACUCUGGAAUCCGCCUCCCUGAGAAUUUCUCUGUAAGUCAAAUCUUUGGCAAGGCGGCUGCAACAAAGAUCAACCACCCCAUGCUUCAGGCGGCUCUUGCUCUCAGAAAGCAGGGAUAUACAACCUGCCUCCUCACCAACAACUGGCUGGAUGACAGUGCUCAGAGGGGCAUCCUGGCCCAGCUGGUGUGUCAGCUGAGGCCACACUUUGACUUCCUGAUAGAGUCAUGCAGGAUCAGAAUGGCCAAGCCUGACCCUCGGAUCUACAAGUUUGUACUGGACACCUUGAACGCCAGCCCCAAUGAGGUUGUAUUCUUGGAUGACAUCGGGGCUAAUCUGGAGCCAGCUCGCGACUUGGGGAUGGUCACCAUUCUCGUCCGUGACACAGACACAGCCCUGAGGGAACUGGAGAAAGUAACUGGGGUGCAGCUUCUCCAAGUUGCCACCGCUCUGCCAAUCGCAUGCAAUCCGAGGGACGUGAGCCACGGCUAUGUGCCAAUAAAGCCUGGGGUGCGUAUGCAUUUUGUGGAGCUGGGCUCCGGUCCUGCCGUGUGCCUGUGCCAUGGAUUUCCGGAGAGCUGGUUCUCUUGGAGGUACCAGAUCCCUGCUCUGGCUCAGGCGGGUUUCCGGGUGCUAGCUCUGGAUAUGAAAGGCUAUGGAGAGUCAUCUGCUCCUCCUGAAAUAGAAGAAUAUUCCUUGGAAGUGUUAUGCAAGGAGAUGGUAACCUUCCUGGAUAAGUUGGGGAUCACUCAAGCAGUGUUCAUUGGCCACGACUGGGGAGGCAUGCUGGUGUGGAACAUGGCUCUCUUCUACCCGGAGAGAGUAAGGGCAGUGGCCAGUUUGAAUACUCCCUUCAUACCAGCUGAUCCCAGUGUACCUACGAUGGAGAAAAUCAAAGCCAAUCCUAUUUUUGAUUACCAGCUCUACUUCCAAGAACCAGGAGUGGCUGAGGCUGAACUGGAACAGAACCUCAGCCGGACUUUCAAAAGCUUCUUCAGAGCAAGUGAUGAGGCUUUUCUCUCCGUGAGCAGAGUCCGCGAAAUGGUACCCCCACAUGACGACCAUCCUUGUUCUCCCUCCUGGCUGUAUGUAAGUGAAGAGUCAGAGCCCAGAACCAUCUGGAGCUCAUCCCGCGGCUCCCAGAUCCAGCCCUGUUCCCACGGAACCUUGCCUUGCCAGAGGACUCUUUGUGAGAACCCCAGAGGAGCCCAGCCUCAGCCACAUCGUCACCGAGGAGGACAUCCAGUUCUAUGUGCAGCAGUUCAAGAAGUCUGGUUUCAGGGGUCCCCUAAACUGGUAUCGAAACGUGGAUGUAAACUGGAAGUGGGGCUGCACAGGUUCGGGACGAAAGAUCCUGAUUCCGGCUCUGAUGGUGACCGCGGAGAAGGACGUCGUGCUCACUCCGGAGAUGUCCAAGCAUAUGGAGGACUGGAUCCCCUACCUGAAAAGGGGACACAUUAUGGAUUGCGGACACUGGACACAGAUGGAGAAGCCCACCGAGUUGAAUCGGAUCCUCAUUGAGUGGCUGGAGACGGAUGCCAGGGACCCACCAGUGGUCUCGAAGCUUUAGGGCAUGGCGUGUGCCAGCCCCCCAGCAGGCCUGCAAGCCCUUCCUCGCUGGGCUUGGAACCCAGAGGAAGUCUUUCCGGCACCUCUUGUAACUGGCAGCAUCAUUCCAAGGGGGUUUACUCUGCAGAGUGGUUUCCUUUAAACGAAGAGAGUCAAAUCUGACAUAAUUUUAGAUACAGGAAAAAUCACAUCUGAUUCAUUCUCCAGGUAUAAAGGUGUUACUUUCUCUCUUAAGAGUGGCUUACAGUGUUCUAUAGGGGAUGACACGGGAUGGCCAGGGGUGAUUUCUCUUUGACUAACCAAUCACGGUUCGGCAGCAAAAUCCGUUAAUUUUGAAGCACAUCAGCUGAGAUUGGAACUCGUUGGUCUAAUAAAGCUCAAACAUUC